Messenger RNA from Closterium sp. Naga37s-1, 7080 nucleotides. The record is from the annotation of a GenBank genome assembly. NCBI's taxonomy places the organism in Eukaryota, Viridiplantae, Streptophyta, Zygnematophyceae, Desmidiales, Closteriaceae.
AUGGCGCUCUCCCGCUCUGCGUCACCUGCGCCGUCGCGCGUGUCUGCGCGCAGCAUGUUCCGCCCCUCACUGCCCUCCGCGGGCUCUUUCUUCUCCCCUCGCUCAUCCUCUUCCUCCGCCCGCGCGACUUCCCCCUCUUCCUCCUCCGCCUACGCUCACGCCGCUGCCGCAAGUGCCUCCAGCGCAACGGCUUCCGCCGCCUCCGCCGCCGCGCCCAUGGGUCCGCCGGCAUCCCUCAUGCCCCCCGCGGCCCCCCCGCGCCACUCUUCCCCCGUGCGCUCCUUUUCCUCCUCCCACUCUGUUCCGACAACUCCUCGCCGAUCCAAUCUCCAGCAGCUGGCGCAACUUAUCGUCUCCCCGCAACUUGCCCGCUCUCAGCAUCCCGCUCCCCCGGCUCCGCACCCCAUGACCCUCACCCCAUCCGCCAAUGUUGACCCUUCCCGGUCGGGCUCCCCCCGCCCAAGUUCCCCUAUUCCCAGUUCCCCCCGGCACAGUUACCCCCAGCCUUCCUCCCCCAAUCCCGCUUCCUCUCAUCCCAGUUCCCCGCGCCAUAGCUCCCCCUACGCGCUGUCCGCCUUUCCGGGGAGCGGAGGCUCCGCCUCGCGCCCAAGCUCCCCCAUCCCCGCUCGUCCAGGCACUCCGCGGGCGUCCGCAUCUUCCGCCUCCAACACCGGCGCGAACUUUGUCGGGGGAGCGUUUGGCCCUACGCGGGGAGUUCCCGGAAUGAUCACCGUCGCCAGCGCCGUUGCGCCUCCCGCGCCCGCGAGCACCGGCGGAGGAGGCGGAAUGGGAGGAUCUUCCGCGACAGGGUAUGCUGCGCAGCCGUCCGUCCUAGCCGCGCCGCCGACGUAUGCCCGCUCCAGCAGCCACAGCGCCGGCCAGCGCGCCGCAGCAGCGGCUAAUGCGGCGGCGCAUGCGCACGGCGCAGGAGGAGCGCAGGGAUUGCACUUUUACAGCACGCACGGGCACGGCGGCAGCGCCAACGUUGGCGGGAGCGGUAUCCCGUCGUCCCCGUCUUCAUCAUCCGCCGCUGCCUUCCGCUCCCGCGACCACCACCACCACCACCAGUACCCCUCCGCCUCCGCCGCCGCUCCCCCCGCACCCCUCGCUUCCGCUACGCCCGCCAGCGCCGCUCCGCCAGCCAGAACGCACUCGCUUUCCUCGGCGCAGCGCCGGCUGUUGUCGUCCGUCGAUGCGCUGCUCGCCGCUGCCGCCGUGGCAGGCGGCGUGGGGAGCAUCAGCAACAACGCCCCUGCCACGUCAUCAUCGUCAUCUUCCCGCGCGCCUGCUCGAGCGGAUGCCGUUCCGCCUUCCGCCGUCACCUCUCCGCCAUCUAAGCCCGCGUCGCCUCCGCUGGCUCCGCUCCCAGCUAUUGCGCUUCCCCCCAUCCGCGUCCCCGCGCGGCAAUCCGCGGCGCCGUCUGUUUCCGCGGCUUCCCCGCGCAACGCGUCCGCUUCGCCUUCCGCCGCCUCUGCUCCCCACCACUCUCUCCGCGCAUCAUUUGGCCCGCCGAGUGGCGGCGGCGGCAGCAGUGCCAACGCAAGCGCGCCGAGCGGCGACGAACGCACGGCUGCUGCUUCUGGACACGUGGCGACCACGCCGCAAAGGAAGGAGGCGAAGCCCCCCGAUCAGUACGUGCCGUACCACGUCGCGCCAGGAUCGUCUUUAUCGACCGCGGCGGCAGCGGCAGCGGCGGCGGCGGCGGCGCAUCCACAAGCACCCGCAGCUCCAGGCGUACCAAGCGGCGUGGUAUCCGAAACGGCAGGCUCGAAGGCAGCAGGAGCACGGGGCACUUCCGGCGGCGCAACAAGCGCCGGACCCGUCGGAAGCACGUCAACCGCAGCCGCAGCAGCGGGAGCGGCGGCGGCAGCGGGAAGAGUCGACGCAGCAGCGAUGGCGGGAGGUGGAAGCAUCAGCAAGACCUGGCUUCUGGACUCCGCAGGCGGCGCGGGUUUGGGAGGCGGUCCGGCGGUGACGGCUAUGGCGGGGUCUAUGGGCAGUGCCACGUCAGCAGUGGCGGUUGGCGCGGUCGAGGAUCCGUUACCUAAUUGGGACCCUACAGAUGACCGCCUUAGUAGCGUUGCCGGCAGCGACAAGGUCUUACCUGGGGGAGGUGUACCUACAGAUAAGCGCGGCGGCGGCGCGGCAGGGGGAGGUGCGGUCACGUGGGGAGGGGUGAUCGGCGGAGGCGGAAUGGUGGAUCGGCGGGAAGUGGCGCGGAAGUGGGUGGCGGGACACGCGGCGGCCGGAGGGGAGCAGGGUAUCGGCGGGAGCGGAAUGGGCGGAGGGGUUGGCGGAGGGCUGGGCGGAAGCAGCGGCAUGGGCGGGGCGUAUGGGAACGCGUUCUACCGCAUGGGGCGCACGCGCGCGUGGGCGACGCGGCGCGCGGGCACGGCGGUGCUGCGGCACGGCGCGCUGGUGUGCCUGCGGUGGGGGAAGGACAAGCUGCUGGCGGCCGUUGAAUCGAACGGACGAUGGGAGCUCGGCGCGGUGCCUCUGCCGCCGCUCGACACCUCCGCGCCAUCUGCGGAUGCCGCCACCACGGGAGGCGCAGGCGCAGGCGCGCGCGCCGCCGCGGGCGGGGGAGCUGGCGGAGCGGACAGUGGGGGCGGAACCAACGGAUCCUCGUCGUCAGCGUCGCCAGCGUCGCAGGCGUCGUCAGGGUCGUCGUGCGACGGCGUGCCUCUAGAGGGCGUGUUCGUGCUGAUGUGCUUCGGCGGCGGGCGCGUGGGGCUGCGCUCCGUCGCCGCGGACGGGCGCUGCCUCUCCGCCACCGCCGCGCCAACUUCCGCGCACUACUUCGCGGGAUGGUGCUUCCAGGAAACCGAGGUAUGGGCCAUGCCCCCGGACCUCUCCUCUCUCUCCGCGCCCCACGCCUCCUCCCCCGCUGCCGGCGCACAGGCGCGCGCGCAGCCGGCGGGCGGGGGCGGGGGAGGAGACGCUAGCGGAGGGGGAACAGGAGCUGGUGCGGGGGCGGGAGGGGGAGGGGGAGGGGGAGGGGGAGGGGAGGUGGAGGUGGGGGGGUGGUGUGAGGAGCUGGGCGGGGUGUUGGAGGGCGCGGUGCUGCUGAGCAGUGUGGUGCAUCCGGGGGUGGUGAUGCAGGUGCACGUGCAGGGCAUCGCCGCUCUCUCCCACCGCGCCUGGCGCCACACCCAGAACGAGGCCAGCGCUGCCAACCGCCUCCGCGGCCAGGUGCUACAGCUGAGAGACAGGGUGAGGCUGCUGGAGGCCUCAGAGACAGUGGCAGCAAUGGCAGCAGCGGCUGUCGCAGCCAGGGAGGGCGGAUCCGGGGUAGGUGACAUCCCGCUCAAGCUGCCUCUGUGCGCCUGCCCCUACAAGCCUGCUUCUGGCGGGGAUGGCAGAACAGCCACCGGUGCUACUGCCGCUGCUGGUGGUGGUGCUGGUGGUGGUGGUGGUGGUGGUGUUGCAUCUGCUGCUGCUGCUGCUGCUGGUGGUGAUGGGAGGUGUGCGACGUGUGGGCUCUUUGUUGCGGCCAGCAACCAGAGUGUUUUCAUCACCACCAUUGCCAAUCUUAAAGCCAGAGGUAGGGACGAGCUGCGUCUGCUGCAGUCGACUUGUGUAUUCCCUCCACCCUCUCUCCAUCUCUCUUCCUCCUCCCAACCUCUUCGGGCUCUCCUUCCCUCUGCUCCAUCCUGCCCUUUUCGUUUUCCACCCACACUCACCUUCAGCUCUCCACUAUCACUUCUCUUGUCUUUCCUCUCUUCACUCGCAUCUUCCCUCCCCCUCUCCCCCCCUCCCCACCUCCUCCCCUCCCUCCCCUUACCCACUCCCCUGCGAACCAUUUUGCUUGCCCUUGCCCGAGCUUCACCCCUCCACUUCUUCGUCCCCUUUUGUUCUGUUCUAAACGUCCCCUUCUUUCUCCCCUCUACUUCGCCAGCCUCCCUCUUUCCGUCCUCGCCUCAUAAUCUUACCUUCCUCGCUCCUGCCUCCCCCCACCCCCUGGAGGAGGAGCUGCGCGCCAAGUCGCACAAUCUCUCCACCAACUCCUCCCCCGCGCCCUCCAUCGCCUCCUUCUCCUCCUUCUCCUCCUCCUCCUCUUCCGCCACCUCCGACUCCGCGCGCGGCGGCUUCCCCCACUCCACCUCCUCGCUCCGCCCGCCCUCCCCCCCCGCGGCGCUGGCGGACAUGGAGCGCCGCGCGCUGCAGGCGGAAGGGGAGAAGGCGGCGCUGCUGCUGCAGAUAGAGGAGCUGGUCGCGGGGAAGCGCGAGGCGGAAGCGGGGCUGCUCGCGGCUAAGCGGGAGGCGGAAGCGGAGGCGGAGGCAUCGGAGAGCAUGCUGGCAGCACUGCAGCACAAGAUAGAGCGCCUGGAGCGCCUGCACGCACACCCCAGGGGUGUUACCGCCGCUGCCGCUACCACCGCCGCUACUACUGCCGCUGAUGGUGGUGUUGCUGGUGCCAGUACAGCAGAGGCAGCAGCGCCGUCGGCAAGGAACGCGCCAUCCUCCUCCGUGCCUGCUCCGCCUGCUCUCGCUCAAGCGCCGCCACCGUCACCACCGUUGCUGGCGUCGUCGUCGCCGCCAUUGCAGGCGUCUGGGGAGAUCCCCAGGCGCCUUUACCGUGCUGCUUCUUCCUCCGCUGCAGCUGGGGCAUCAUCGUCAGCAUCAUCAGCAGCAGCCGCAGCGGCAGCCUUCCACGGCCUGUCCUUCUCUCCGCCUCCGCACUCUCCCUCGCCUCUUCCCCUCUCCGCCAAUCAUCCCUCCGCUGCUGCCGGAUCGCCCCCUCCCCCCCUCUCCCUAUCCGGGGCCCGUUCCCCCGCGUCCGGCGCUUCUUCCGCGCGCAGAGAGCUGGGGGGCUGGGGAGACGCAGGCGGGCGGAAGGAGAGGGAGCGGGAGAGAAGGCAGGCGUGGGAGCGAGAGCGCGAGGAGCGGAAGCGGCAGGAGGAGGCGGAACGAGAGAGCGCGCGGGAGAGCGCGCGGGUGGGCGCGCGGGAGAGGGCGCGCGAGAUGGAAAGAGAGCGGGAGCGGGAGAGAGAGAGGGAGAGGGAGCGGGAGCAGGACCGAGGGCGGCGCGUUGCAGAGCGGAUUCUCGAGAAAGAACGAGAGAGGGAGAGGGAACGCGCGCGCAUGAUGCGGAGGCUAAAGAGUCCCCAAGAGGCAGCAGCAGCAGAGGCGGCCGCGGAGGAGAUGCGCGUGAGGGUGCACCAGGGGAGCGACAACCUGGGGUUAGAUGCUUUCUGUCGCAUGCACAGCCAGGGCAGCCUGCCGGGCAGCCUGAGAGAGAGCCUGGUGGGGAGCGUGCAUGGGAGCGUGCAUGGGAGCCUGCACGGGAGCUUGCGAGGGAGUUUGAGAGACGGGUUACAAGGGAGGAAGCAUGGUGGUGGUGAGGAGGGUGGAGUGGGUGGUGGUGGUGGUAGCGGCGCUUGGUGGGGACGUGGAGGGGAGGGUGGUGAGGAUGGUUGUGGUGGGAGAGGACGAGGCGGAGGAAUUGGCGGGGACAGGGAGGGAGGGAAACACGGUGGCGGUGGUGGUGGUGGUGGUGGUGGUGGUGGGAACAAUAGCAGCAGCCGGCUUGUGAGAAAGGCAUCAGCGGGAGCAGGAGGAGGAAGAGGAGGAGGAGGAGGAGGAGGAGGAGGAGGAGGAGGAGAAUCAGGAGUGAGGAGCAGUUUGGAGGAGUGCCAGGGCGGUUUGAACUCUCUGUUCGAGCCUGUGCUUCAAAAGAGUCCAACGGUCUUGCUCAAGGAGAUGCCUAUAGCAGUGGCAGGAGUGCCACCACAGAUGCAGCAGCAGCAGCAGCGGAUGCAAUUGCAGGUGCAGAUUACAAAAAGCCUGAAGCAGAAAAGCGAGGAAGCAGCGAGGCACACACGAGCAGCACAAGCAGAGGAAGCAGCAGGCCCAAGUGGUCGUCUGGCGCUGCUGCUGCUAGCGAGCACACCACAGAAGAGCGUGCAACAGGGGAAAGAGGAACACAGAGGAAAGGACGGAUUGGUGUUUCGGGUGUCACAGAGAGGAGGGCUUAGAGGUUCUGAAGGGGAGGGUGUGUCUGGUGAUGAGGGAGGUGACUGGGGUCUGCGUGGGGGUGGUGGGUUGGAAGCGGCGAGAGAACGAGGCAGGGAGCAAGGGAGGGAUAUGCUGAGUCGAGAUGCUGCUGCUGCCGCCACCUCUUCAACCGCUGCUGCUGCUGCUGCUGCUGCUGCUGCUUCUGUGCCUUCAAGUCUUGAUGCAGCUCAUAAUGUGGAAGACCCAUUCGCACCAGCACCAGCACCAGCACCAGCACCAGCACCAUCAACCACAGCUGCAGCUGCAGCAGUUGCAGCACCGUAUUUAUGUCUGACCACAGACUCUCGUGUUUCCGCUACUAGCAGACGGGCGGCUGAAUCCAAUGCUGCCUCCACUGCUGCUGUUGCUGCUGCUGCUCCUUUAUCUCCUUCCUCCCACCUCACUGGUACAACAACAGCAGCAGCAUCAGCAGCAGCAAGUGCUGGUUUGGAAGGGAAGCAACAGGCAAGCACAGUGCGCACAGCUGCUGUGGGUAGCAGAGGUACCGUAACCACUAGGGACGCUGCAAGCACAGCUGCAGACGGUGCUGCUGCUGCCAUCAAUGCAACAAACAGCAUCCCUGUCACCAGCAGCGGCAGCGCAGCAGGCAGCAUGAGAACCAAUACCACCAACACCAGUACCACCACGACCACCACCAAUGCCACCACGAUCAAUAAUGCCACCGGCAAUACCACCAGCAAGACCAGCAGCAGCAUCAUCAGCAGCAAGACUAGCCCUCCAGGCGCUACAGCAGCAGCAAGUGCAGGCCGGCCAUCCUCCUCCCUGAGCGCGUCUCUAGCAGCAGCGGAUCUGGGCCCGUCUCUCAAGCAGCGCAUCCUGCUGCUGCAGCAACGCAUGAACGCCAUGCAAGCAGCCACCACCGCCGCUGCUGCCGCUGCCGCCACUGCAGCCGCAGCAGCAGGAGGCGCGGCCUCUUCUGGGCGGCUGUCACCCACGUCGGUUCUACCCUCCAGCAGCAGCAGCACGGUCAGCUCUCCUGGGAGCGUGUGGCUGGGUGGUGGUGGUGAGGGUGGCAUAGGAGGCGGUGUUGGCGGGACUUCCCCUAUCUCACCCCACCUAUGA